GUUUGGGAGUUUCCCUUUCUUCAAGCAAACACGCUCAAAGCCCAAAUCUUCCAUUCCCUCCGAUCUUCAGAACCUAUUCCAUCAUGCUCACAGUAAGCGUAAAAUGGCAAAAGCAGGUGUUUUCAAAUGUUGAAAUCGACACUAGCCAGCCUCCUUAUGUUUUCAAGUGCCAGUUGUAUGAUCUCACUGGAGUCCCUCCUGAAAGGCAGAAGAUUACGGUGAAAGGUGGUCUAUUGAAGGAUGAUGCUGAUUGGUCAACUGUUGGAGUAAAACAGGGUCAAAAAUUGAUGAUGAUGGGAACUGCAGAUGAGAUUGUGAAGGCCCCAGAGAAGGGACCUGUUUUUGUAGAAGAUCUUCCUGAAGAAGAACAAGUUGUAGCUUUGGGUCAUGGUGCUGGCCUAUUAAACUUGGGAAACACCUGCUACAUGAACUCUACGGUACAAUGCCUGCAUUCAGUUCCAGAGUUGAAAUCUGCUUUACUUAACUAUUCAACUUCUGGAAGAAGCAAUGAGUUGGAUCAGACUUCUCAUAUGUUGACGGUUGCAACACGUGAUUUGUUUAGUGAACUCGAUAAAAGUGUCAAGCCUGUGGUACCAAUGCAGUUUUGGAUGGUAUUGCGUAAAAAGUAUCCUCAAUUUGGCCAAUUGCACAAUGGCGUCUUCAUGCAGCAGGAUGCCGAAGAAUGUUGGACGCAACUGUUGUACACCCUUUCUCAAUCACUUCGAUCACCAGGCUCCAGCGAAAAUCCUGAUACUGUGAAGGCCCUCUUUGGUAUUGAACUUGUAAGCAGGAUACAUUGCCAAGAAAGUGGUGAAGAAAGCUCUGAGAGUGAAUCAGUUUAUUCUCUUAAAUGCCACAUUUCACAAGAGGUGAACCACUUACAUGAGGGACUGAAGCAUGGUUUGAAAUCAGAGUUGGAGAAGGCUUCUCCUGCUCUGGGUCGCAGUGCCAUUUACUUGAAAGAGUCCCGUAUAAGUGGCUUGCCAAGGUACUUGACUAUUCAGUUUGUCCGCUUCUUCUGGAAGAGGGAAUCAAAUCAGAAGGCCAAGAUAUUGCGGAAAGUUGAUUAUCCACUUGAGUUGGAUGUUUAUGAUCUGUGUUCUGAUGAUCUUCGCAAAAAGCUAGAAGCUCCUCGCCAGAUUCUAAGGGAUGAGGAAGGCAAGAAGCUUGGUCUGAAAACAAAUGAGAAGAGCUCUGGUUCAAAAGACAAUGAUGUCAAGAUGACUGAUGCAGAGGGAACAUCAAGUGCUAGUGGAGAACCAUCUGCAACGUCUCAAGAAGGCAAUGGAUCUGCCAAGGAAACUCAUUUAACUGGAGUUUAUGAUUUGGUUGCCGUGCUAACCCACAAAGGUAGAAGUGCUGAUUCAGGGCAUUAUGUUGCCUGGGUCAAGCAAGAAAACGGGAAGUGGGUUGAGCAUGAUGACGAUAACCCUACUCUCCAGCGAGAGGAAGACAUAAUCAAACUGUCAGGAGGAGGCGACUGGCACAUGGCGUACAUCUGCAUGUACAAGGCACGUGAUGUUACCAUGUAAGAUAGGCUUCAAUCUAUGGUGUCUCAAUUUUUUUUCAUUACACAGAAACCCUGUUGGUAGAUUGAGAGUUGUGAUUUUACAUUAUUUUCAGAACUGUAUUGUACUGUUAAAAAAAUAUACUUGUGUUUAGGAACUGGGGUUUUUAUGACUUGCAUUUGAAUUAAUAUUUAAAAUCCAA
This is a messenger RNA of Rubroshorea leprosula, 1710 nucleotides long. NCBI's taxonomy places the organism in Eukaryota, Viridiplantae, Streptophyta, Magnoliopsida, Malvales, Dipterocarpaceae. The record is from the annotation of a GenBank genome assembly.